This is a messenger RNA of Selaginella moellendorffii, 4661 nucleotides long. RefSeq names its product probable inactive leucine-rich repeat receptor-like protein kinase At3g03770. The record is from RefSeq and is a predicted model, not a curated record. The transcript has 14 exons. Gene Ontology annotation, molecular function: ATP binding; protein binding; protein kinase activity. The coding region runs from base 1624 to 4239 and encodes 871 amino acids. Gene Ontology annotation, biological process: protein phosphorylation. Lineage: Eukaryota; Viridiplantae; Streptophyta; Lycopodiopsida; Selaginellales; Selaginellaceae. Gene Ontology annotation, cellular component: membrane.
GAGUUAAGUUUCGUUUCUUAUUCCCAUGUAAACUUGUUUUGCCUCUCGAAGCGUUCGUUCCUUCCCCCGGCGACUGGGCUAGCGCUUUGGUCCUUGACCACAUUCACUUGUUCCUUCCAGGUUAACUUGAAAAGCGAGAAACAUUCUACCAGCGAUAAGGGAGCCGUUGGAUGGAGGCGACAAUGGAUCAAACAAGCAACGAGUUUAUUCUUUUUCCCUUCCAGUUGGAGCGUAGAGUUUCUCCGACGUCAACAUCUUUGCUGAACCGGGCUUGCAUCUGUACCAGGUAAAUUUUCUAGCUUUUCCUCGCAGGUCCUUCUAAAACUCGCAUUGUCGUGCUUUACAGAUGAAAGCUUCGGGAUGGACCGGAUUCGUCAUGAGUACGUCAGUUGGAUGCUCGAGAGUGGACUGGCUUUGCUGGUGAGUGGUGCAUCACAACACACACCAAAAAAAAAGAAGUAAAGCUGCUAUCGCGAGGCAGUACUUUGAUGCAGAUUCCCGUUCGUGGUGGUGGUCUACCUAUGUAAACAAAGCCACUUUCGUCGGGCUGCGAGUUUGGAGGCAAUGGAGGAGGCUACAGUGAUGUUUGCCGGUUGUCUUCUGAAUGUCCGAAGAAAUUCUACUCUGCAAAUCACACCGGAGAAGGUCAUACGAUAUGGAGAUGGCUCGGAGUGGAACAGCGAUGUGGGGUAUGAUAAUGAAAAGCUGUGAUGCGAUGCGAGACGUUCAGUUCUCGAGUCUCCAUCGAACGACUGUGGAUCUAAAUGCCGAACUACUUGAGCUUGCCAACAAAAGAUGGAAAGGAAGAAAAACCAGAAGGAAGGAAAGGUAGUUUCUUCUGGUUUCAUAGCCAGCAGAGUUUGGCCGAUUUACAGGGCGUCCGUAUUGACAAUUUUGUCUAUGUUCGUCACCGACGCUCACAGACAGCUUGCCAAACUUUGUACCAAAUAUUCCAAAGGUCAAGAUUGGCCACCGGCGAGCUGAUUAAGCGAAAGAAAGAAAAAAAAAAAUCACGCCGCUACGGAACAAAGGAUCCUUUCAAAUCGAAAAGGCCUUGUACGGUAUGACAAGCCACAAGAACAAGAGAUGUUAACGCGCGGUAAAAUAAUUCCACUUACCGACGUGCGUGCCGGGUUUUUGCCUGGAUCCUUCUUCUCACACGGAAGAGAAGAUUUUUGUUACCCCUGGGGAAAGGGGGAAAAUCUCUCCAUUUGCCCAUUUUUCGGUCGAGGGAGCGGAGCUUUUUUGCUCCUCGAUUUCUUGCUCAGUGUCAUUGUCAAAGCCUCGCCCGUGCAGCAGCAUUGUUUGUUUGUUGGCAUAUCGAUUCCAAGCCAGUGUUGCUCGGCACCUCUCCUCGUCGCUUUAUAGACAGGGAGAGGAGGACAAGAAGAGAGUGAGCGAUUCCUCCAAGUGGGUCGCGGGCGACGCGCAAUCCGGGCGCGACCCACAUCGCAGCGCCGCCGGAUCGAUGAACCCUCGAGCGCGAUUGGGCGGCGCAGGUAGGAAAUGGAUCCGAUCGAGCAGCAGGGGAUGCGGGAUUGAUAGAACAGGGGAAAAAUGGAGAUGGGCUGAGAAGAGGAAUCAUGGCUCCUCCACAGCGGAGUCGCGAUCCCUGGGCUCGCGAUGGGGGCGGCGAUGACGCCGAGAUCUCGUAGCCUGGAUCGCCGCCAUCGAGCGCGGCGGGCGCCUACAAUGCUCGUCGCGGCAGUGAUUGAGCUCCUCGUCCUCUGGGCGGUUCUUGGGCGAGCGGCAUUGCCAGGAUCCCAGACCCAGAGCCUGCUGCGCCUCCAGAAGCUCCUGGGGGAUCCAUCGGCGCUGGGCGGGUGGAGCGCCAACACGUCGUUUUGCUCGCUGCCGCCAUCGCCGAUGCUCAACGUCUCGUGCGCCUACGCGGAUCAGUCGGGAACCCAGACCGUGAUCUUGCUCCAGAUUGUGGGUGACAAGCUUCCAAUCACGGUGGAGCAAAAGGAGUCGGCCAACUACACGGAAUCACAGGUCCGCCUCCCGGACGACUUCUCGAUCAUCACUCUGGCCAACACGCUCGUCAAGUUCCCCGACCUCCGCACGCUCACGCUCGUCUCCCUCGGCAUCUGGGGCCUCGUCCCCGCCAGCCUCGACCACCUCCGCUCGCUCGAGCUCCUCAACCUCAGCUCCAACUUCCUCUCCGGCUCCAUCCCCGACCGCUUCGCCUCCCUCGGCAGCCUCCAGUCGCUCGCCCUCGACAACAACAUCCUCCGCGGGACCUUCCCCACCGCGCUCAACGUCCUCCCCAACCUCGACACCCUCCAGCUCUCGCACAACCAGAUCGCCGGCACCAUCCCCUCGCAAAUCUCCCUCUUCGCCAGCCUCAAGACGCUCGACAUGGACCACAACUUGCUCUUCGGCGCGCUCCCGGACUCCAUCUCCAACAUGAGGGUGGCGGAGACCAUCUCCAUCUCGGACAACUUCCUGGCCGGCGUCGUACCAAACUUGAGCCGGGUGGCGAGCCUGCGCACUCUCAACUUGGCCGGGAACCAGCUCGGCCCCUCCUUCCCGGGCCUCGGCCAGGGCCUCGUCUCCGCCAACCUCGAGAGGAACCGCUUCUCCGACUCCAUCCCGGACAGCCUGCGCGGCCUCUCCCAGCUCAAGCUCCUCAACCUCUCGCUCAACUCCAUCCCCGGGGCGCUGCCGGGAUGGAUCUUCUCGCUGCAAAGUUUGGAGACGCUGGUGCUGGAUCACAACCGGCUGUCCGGGACUCUUCCCAGUGCUGUGACGCUGGCGAGCGGGCUGCGAUACGUGGACAUCUCCACGAAUCUUUUGAUGGGGGAGGUCCCCGCGGAGCUGCGGUCCGGGAGGAUCACGUUGCAUGUCGAGGAAAACUGCUUCUCCGGGCAGGAGAUCCAGCUCCAGCAGCAGCAGCCGCAAGAGUAUUGUCUCAAGGCGCAGAGGAUGAUACCGGUUGGAAGUGGUGGUGGGAGUGGAGGUGGCGGAAGCUCUGGCGAUGGUGGAAGUGGGGGACCGGGCUCUUCUUCUGGUGGAUCCAAGCGGCGGUGGAAAGGUGGCGUUGUAGCUGGGAUCGCCGGCGGAGUCAUGGCCGUGGGUGCUGCCAUGGCUUUACUGCUGGUGAUACUGCUGCGCUUCUCCAAGAGAGGGAAGCUCAAGCUCAAGCAUGCGGCUGCUACUUGUGCGAACAACUCGUGUGCUGAUACGGCCUCGGUGGGAGUUCCCGUGGAGCUCCUCCAUAGCACGAGAUACUUGGCUCAAUCCGGGACUGUCGGAGCAACCGGACCAAACCAAUGUCGGGUUUUCUCGCUGCUGGAGCUGGAAGAGGCCACGAGUCGAUUCAGCCAAGGUUUACUCAUUGGAGAGGGCGAGUAUGGAAAGGUGUUCAGAGGAAAGCUUGACGAUGGAACGCUGGUCGCGAUCAAAUGCCUGGUUAUCGAUUCGAGGCAGGAGAUGAAGCAGCUCAAGGCACAUUUGGAGUUCCUGUCGAGGAUCCGACACAGGCACUUGGUCAGUCUCUUUGGCUACUGCCUCGAGCGAGAGAAGGAUGGACCCCAGCACCGGCGGCUCUACCUCGUCUCCGAGUUCAUCGAUAAUGGCACUCUUCGCAGCCAUCUCUUCAAGCGAAAAUUGAAGGAGUCUUUAACGUGGCAAAACCGGCUGGUCGCGGCUCUCGGCGCCGGCCGGGGUAUACACUACCUUCACACGGGCGUCGUGCCGGGGAUUUUCAACAACGACGUGAGGAUCACGAACAUUUUGCUGGAUCACAAUUUUGUAGGAAAAGUGAGCGAUUUUGGAUUAGCCAGGCAUCCCGAGAGCGAGUCGUACCAGUCGUAUGGAUCCGACCAUGUUUUCACACACAACGCUGUCACAUACAUCGAUUUGGAUCACAGUAACAGGAAGCUGGCCACGGACAAGAGAGAUGUGUAUAACUUUGGACUUACAUUACUCGAGAUUGUUCUCGGGAGACCACCAACCGUAGACAAUCCCAUGGCCAUGAAACCCAAAGUCCAAGAGCUCGAGAUGAUGCUGACGGACAGUGUGUUUCGGACGGAGAUGGUGGACUCGGCGAUCUCGGGAACUUGUUCCGAGGAUUCUCUGUCGACGGUGCUGGAGAUUGCUGCAAAGUGCCUGUCGAGUGACCUCACCGCCAGGCCCUCGAUGGAAGACGUCCUGUGGAACCUCCAAUAUGCAGUCCAAGUCCAAGACCAAAGAUUUAGUGGAGAGUACCUCGAAGACUCCAGUGGAAGAGAAUAAACUCCGUCGGCAAGGAAGAGCAAGGACGCGCACUAUUAAAUAACACCAACACACGAAGAUAUUAGAAAAGCAGAGACGAUCAUAGAGGACUUACGACGCGACGCGGGGAAGUUUUUCAAGAACGUUGGAACAUCGAUGCGAGCAUCAAUCGAAACACUGCGACAACAAGCAAGUAGAGACGUGCGAACGAAAGUUGUGUAGAAAGUGUGUCGAAUUUAAUGCACAUCUGGUAGUAGAAUACUGUUCACUGUUCUACUCACCGCAAAACGCCAGCAAUCUUCUGGACUGUCUGUAUGCUCUUCACGGAAGAGAAGAAUGGAGAAAAACGACAGCUGAGGGAAAUAGCAUCCUGGAGCAGAAUUUGGCUGUAACAACACGACAGCUCUUGUAAGAAAGAUAUUUAUAUUUUUGGUCUUCAAAAU